Molecule: messenger RNA, 2745 nt
Organism: Brassica rapa (field mustard)
Lineage: Eukaryota; Viridiplantae; Streptophyta; Magnoliopsida; Brassicales; Brassicaceae
Product: 1-aminocyclopropane-1-carboxylate oxidase homolog 12
Source: RefSeq, a predicted model, not a curated record
CUUUUAAUAAAUAUUUAUACUUUUCAAUAAAAAAAUUAAUUUUUUUAUGAAUGUUUAAAUUAUAUUAAGAAAAAAAAUUAAGGAUAGUUGAAAAAAAAUUAUUUGAACUUGGACUCAAUGGCCCAAAGGAAAAAAAAUGUGAGAAUUUGAUCUGAUUUCUUAAUCGGCCCAAAUGGCCCAAGAGAGAUCUGAUGUGGGCUGGAUCAAAAAAAAAACCCAAUAUAAAUGUGUUAUUAAAAUUACUUGAUUAUCCUUAAUGAAACAUGCAAUGUUAGUAAAGAAAGGGCAGUCUAAGGUAAUUUUUAAAAUAGGAUCCUGCUUUAAUAGUAUAGAUUAAAGCUAAAGACCCUUAAAAAAAUCUAGUUUUUGUAAAGAAAAGUAAUGCGACAAAAUGCUGGGUCAGGGCAACCAUGUAAGUCUUAUUGUAAUUGUGGUGAAUUAUAACUUCUAAGUAUAUCUUCAAAUUUCUCUACGUUAAUCCACUUGUUUGUAGUUGUAAAAAACCUCUCCCCAAUUCAACUACGACAACAAAAGUCAUUAACAUAGAAGAAAAAAUCAACUAGGACAAGUCACUAAGUUUGUGGUUGUGUGUGUGAGAGAGGGAGUGAAGUGUCAAAAGCUACGACCCAACUAAUCAUCCACCGAUCACUUACGGUCAGAGAAUUCAACAAAGUUUGGAUAUAUACGGUUCUCAAUCUUUCCUUUUAUAUAUUAUUCAUCUUUCUUUAUCCUCUUCUAAGCAAACAUCUCGAAAUGGAUCGCGGUCCAUAAUAGAUUGUCAACGGGUGAUCGUUUGCUGAAGUGGAACCCUCAAGCUAUGUCUACUUGCUGGCUCUGCAAAUCUGCUGCAGAAACCAGAAAUCACCUGUUCUUCGAAUGUACGUACUCUGAGGUAGUUUGGCGAGGAACUAUCAAAGACUUGGCAGGCUUGGGAGUUUCGAGCAAGUGGAGUCGUCUGAUUAGGAAGCUGGAAACUGGACUGCAGAACAGAACCCUGACCUUUCUGUUUAGAUACUGUUUCCAAGCUUUGGUCUAUGCCAUUUGGUUUGAGAGGAAUGCACGACGCGUGGGAGAGCCUCCAAAGCCAGCUUCUCUUCUGAUUCUCUACAUAGAUAAGCUGGUUAGGAACAGAAUCUCGUCGCUACGCAGACCAGGGUGGAAGCACGAGAAAGCAAUGGAAGCAUGGUUCGGGAGGAGAUGAGAAUCCAUUUUCUUUUUUCCUUCACAAAGGCUAUUAAAAUUUUGAUCCUAUGUAUAUAACAAUAAGCAUUAGGUUGUACAAAGGUUUUUUGAAGUGAAUAAAUUUAAAAUUCUUUCAAAAAAAAAACAUCUCGAAAUAGAAAAUAAGAAAAUGGGGACCAAAACCUCGGUCGAUCCUUUUAUGGAGCGCAAAGCUUUCGACGAGACGAAAGAAGGUGUAAAAGGGCUGGUCGAUGCAAAAAUCACUGAAGUCCCUCGUAUCUUCCAUGUCCCCAGAGAUUCCUUGGCUGACAAGAAACCCUCUGUUUCAGACCUAGAGAUCCCUAUCAUCGACUUUGCAAGCGUCCACGUCGACACAGCGUCACGUGAAGCCGUGGUAGAGAAGGUUAAACACGCGGCGGAGAAGUGGGGAUUCUUCCAGGUGAUCAAUCAUGGUGUUCCUUUGAACGUUCUUAAAGAGAUUGAAGAUGGUGGUCGUAGGUUUCAUGAGGAAGAUCCUGAUGUCAAGAAACGAUACUUCUCGCGUGAUCUCGCCAUCAAAAACUUUGUCUACAAUAGUAACUUCGAUCUAUACGGUUCAUCACCAUCUGUUAACUGGAGAGAUACUUUCGCUUGUUACAUAGCUCCAGCUCCUCCAACUCCUGAUGAACUCCCAGUGACUUGCAGGGAUGCUAUGUUCGAAUACUCAAAACAUGUGAUGAGUUUAGGUAGUUUACUCUUUGAGCUUCUCUCAGAAGCACUAGGUUUGGAACCUGAUAUCCUGAAGAGCAAGGAGUGCUUGAAGAGUUUGCUUAUGCUCUGCCAUUAUUACCCACCUUGUCCACAACCUGACCUAACUUUGGGGACAAGUAAACACUCAGACAACUCCUUCCUCACCAUUCUUCUUCAAGACAACAUCGGUGGUCUACAAAUUCUUCAUCAAGACUCUUGGGUUGAUGUGGCUCCUCUUCCUGGAGCUCUCAUUAUCAACAUUGGAGAUUUCUUGCAGCUGAUAACGAACGAUAAGUUUAUUAGUGUGGAUCAUAGGGUGCUUGCGAAUAGACAAGGACCAAGGAUUUCAGUUGCAAGUUUUUUUAGCUCAAGUAAACGUGCCAAUUCCACAGUCUAUGGACCAAUGAAAGAGCUUGUGUCUGAAGAAAACCCUCAAAAGUACAGAGACAUAACCAUAAAAGAAUACACAGAUGGAUACACUGAGAAAGGACUGGAUGGAACAUCAUAUCUCAUGAAUUUGAGGAUAUGAAAACAAAACUACAUACAGAAAAAUAAAAUUAUGGUGUUUCUUAGAACCAUAUCACCAUUUUCUUGGAUCUGCAAUAAUUAAACCAGUGUACCAAAUAGCAUGUGUGUGCAGUGUGCGUAUUUAUGUGUCAUACAGUACUAUAUUUGUAUCUUUAUACUUUAGUCAUAUGUAUAAGACUAUAUAUGGACCUUUCUACUGUAGUCAUAUGUAUCAUACAGAAGUGAAGUGCAUUGCACGAAUUGGUCAUAAGAACAUCAAGGCUUAGCAGGGGACAAGAGGUGCGAGCCUAAGAUGUGUUCUAAUAA